This is a messenger RNA of Penaeus vannamei (Pacific white shrimp), 1221 nucleotides long. The record is from RefSeq and is a predicted model, not a curated record. Lineage: Eukaryota; Metazoa; Arthropoda; Malacostraca; Decapoda; Penaeidae.
AUGGAGACCGACAGACAAGACAAGGAGGCUCCUUCGCUAACGAAACUCUCACGCCUGGCCCUGAAUCAGAAGAGCUCGGGUCGAAUCCCUGAUGGGAACACAUCGAACUCCCAGGAAGUGAAAUGUUGUCGCGACUUCUACGGAGCAGUUGCAGCAUGGGCGGCGUUACGUGUCUGGUGGGGGAUGUCAUUUGAGGGUGAGCUCUGUACAGAUCUCUUCAUAUUUCUUAUACUAGAUUUCGCUUGUGAAGGAUUUGUCAAUCCAGGUGGACAGCAUAAUAUAUACCUUACUCCGAGUGAUCUCCGAACUCGGCUGGCCGUUGCUGACGGUGCAGGAAGCAUCUUCGAGCGCCUCGCCCGCUCGCUGCACAGACGUCGCACUCAAGAGAGACCUGAGCCCGCCAUGAACACCUCUGCGUCAGGCACCUCCUCGUGGUCGUACAGCCUCAGGGCCAACUUCUACGCCCUGACGCCGGCUGAGACCUACUACGAGACCGUGUGGCAGGUGCCCAACAUAGUGGGCAAGGCCCUGCCCGUGAUGAUGCUGAUGUCCGUGAUCGAGGCGGUGGUUCUGAAGCUGACGAACCGGAGCAACAACUGGCGUCUCCACAUCGCCGUCCUCAACUACUCGUGCGGCAGCCUGUCCGAAUCCCUCUACAACUUCGUGUUCCGCGGCGCCGAGCUCUCCGCCUACAUCUGGGUCUACAGCAACUGGUGUCUCGGCUUCCUGGCCUGGGACUCCCUCUCCACGUACUUCCUGGCUCUGCUGGGCGUCGAAUUCUGCUACUACUGGUGGCACAGAGCGUCGCACGAGAUGAGCCUCAUGUGGGCCGCCCACUCCGCGCACCACAGCUCCGAGGAUUUCAACAUGACGGUGACCGCCCGCACCUCGUGGACCAUGAGGCCUUUUAGGUGGAUCUUCUUCCUCCCCCUCGCCUUCCUCGGCCUGCCGCCGUCCGCCUUCUUGAUUCAUCAGCAACUCUCCUACGUCUACGCCGGCUGGACGCACAACGAGACCGUGCCCAAGCUGAGCAAGGUCAUCCCCGGCUUGGGUCACGCCAUCGAGUUCGUCUUCAUGACUCCGAGUCACCACCGCGUCCACCACGGCGCCAACAGGUACUGCAUCGACAAGAACUACGGCCAGACGUUCAUCAUCUUCGACCGCCUCUUCGGCACCUUCGCCGAGGAGCGCGACGACGAGCCNUAUAUAAUAUAUAUAUAA